GCCAUAGAAAGUAUAUAUGUACCUGUACAUAACAAUUUCUAAAAGUCCCUUAAACAAAUUACUAAUACAGUUUCUUUUUUCUAGCUUUCUGACCACCGAAUGGGCUGGCAGUACCAUAGAACUUAACUCCGAUCUUCGAAGAAAUGAAGUUGAUACUUUUUACUAUCGCCGUAAACCUUAUCGUGUAAUCGAAAAGAAUGGACGUGAGAAUGUCUCAUUUAAAAAGAUUCCCGAAAAAUCAUGGCGUUAUAUAAGAGAUUUUGUAACAACAUUGAUUGAAUUAGAUUGGAAAUAUAUGUUGACCAUGUUUAUUGGUAGUUAUUUUCUAAGUUGGACAUUUUUCGCUAUACUCUGCUAUAUGGUGGCCUUUUCCCAUGGCGAUCUAAUGUUUGACGAGGUCACGGGUGAACGUUUGGGUGAGGGCAAAGAUCCUUGCAUAAUUGGUGUUUAUGAUUUUACUUCCAUGUUUAUAUAUUCGAUUGAAACACAAACUACCAUUGGUUUUGGUGAAAAAUAUCCCAGUGAAGAGUGUCCGGAGACAAUGUUUUUAUUUAUUUUACAAAUAAUCGUUUCCAUAGCCAUAGAAGGAGGUAUGAUAAGUAUAAUUUAUGCUAAAACAGCUAGACCAGCUAAGCAAUUAACUAAAUUGAAAUUUAGUGAUAAGGCAGUGAUUUGUCAUCGUGAUGGUAAACUAUGUUUACUAUUUCGUGUCUGUGAUCCGAGAGAACAACAAACUAUAGAAUCGAAAAUACGUGUCUAUAUGAUUAUCGAUAAACCUACCAAAGAAGGUGAAUUACUUAAAACCCAUACCGAAUUGAAAUUGGAAAAUAAAGGUCAACAAAUAAUUGUAUGGCCCGAAAUUGUUUGUCAUGUUAUCGAUGAAACCUCACCACUAGCUCACUUUAAAUGUGCUAAAGAUGUUACCAGUGCUCAAUUUGAAUUGUAUGUUAGUAUUGUUGGUGUUUCGGCUGCCACCGCUCAAGUAACCGAAGCUAGAACUUCCUAUGUACCGAGAGAGAUCUUUUGGGGUCAACGUUUUAUAAAUAUUAUCAAAUACGAUAGUUUAAAUGAACGUUAUGUUAUCGAUUAUGGUAAUUUUAAUACAACAAUAUCGGUUGAUAUGACAACUCAGGAUCUGGAUAAAAUAGAGGAAAUUGAAUAAACACAAUAAUAACAAUAAAGAUAUCCUAUCCAAAAAUAAUAUUAUUAGAUCAAAUAUAUAAUCUGUAGUUUAAAUGCCGAUAAAAAGUAUUAUAGAAUUAUGCAAUAAAAAGUAUAAACUUUGUUAA
Molecule: messenger RNA, 1289 nt
Organism: Lucilia cuprina (Australian sheep blowfly)
Lineage: Eukaryota; Metazoa; Arthropoda; Insecta; Diptera; Calliphoridae
Gene: Irk3
Product: inward rectifier potassium channel irk-1
Exons: 5
Coding region: 17-1162 (381 amino acids)
Biological process (GO): potassium ion import across plasma membrane; regulation of monoatomic ion transmembrane transport
Cellular component (GO): plasma membrane
Molecular function (GO): inward rectifier potassium channel activity
Source: RefSeq, a predicted model, not a curated record